AUGAGGAGUUCUGAUGGUUGUUGGACUUGUCGCCUCCGGCGAAAGAAGUGUGAUGAGAUCCGGCCGGUGUGCGACACUUGCUCGGCACUCAACAUCACCUGUUACUUCACCGAGGACAAACCCGAGUGGAUGGAUGGCGGUCCGAGACAAGAAGAAAUGGCAGAAAAACUGCGAAAGGAAGUCAAAGAGCAAGCCUAUCGACGCCGUCCAGUCCGAGAGCGCUUGCUGCAUACGUCUCUACCACGAAUUCCGCCUCGAGACCUCAACGAUACACCAUCGCGGCAUAAAUCUCUACCAGAUGGUCAACCUGAGGCUAAACCAUCUCUUGAAGUGACGCCUCAUCCUCGACGAGGAACUGACUGCAUCCUCACUGCAGGCAAUGCCAACAAUACUAUAACCUUCAGCAGGCCCGACACUUUCCUUCUCACAUUCUACCUGGAUAACCUACUCCCUUUCUUGUUCCCCUUCUACAAUCCUUCGCUACUCGAAGGUGGCAAAGCUUGGAUCUUGGAAAUGAUGAUAAGCAGCCCAGUGGUACGACAAGCAACCCGGUGCCAGAGUUCAUACUUCUUCUCUCUUGCACAGGGGCAAGAUGCAGAUUGGAAGACUGUGCUCGAACAAACAAGGGAUUCUUUUAGCAUGCUAGGAAAGUCCCUACAAGUCAUCCAGGGUUCCAAUAUCAUGGAGCACGUCCAUGGCGCUAUUCGUAUCUUAGCGGGCAUUAUGCAGCUCCAACGGUACGAGGCUUCUCUUCUGAGCUUUGAUAACUGCCAGGCGCACCUUAACGGCGCCGUGGCUCUCUUCAAACAACUUCUCGAUAACGCUGGAUCAUCUGAUCCUCGGUCAAACUUCUCCGUGGUACUCAGUCGUCUAGGACCAUCGUCACAUAUUGCAGAAAGGCUCGAGGUACCAAGCGCUGAACAAUCCGCAUUUCGCUUUUCUUCGGCUCUCUUGAUGUUUGACGAUAUUGUUGCCAGCACGGUCCUUCAGCAGAAACCCAAACUUUAUGAAUACCACCAAAGUCUUCUCGAUAAUGUGGACGAGGCCGGUCCUGCGGUUGAUCUAGAGAGGGUCGUCGGCUGUCAAAACUGGGUACUCGCCCAGACGGGAGAAAUUGCUUCGCUAGACGCAUGGAAGCAAAAUUGCAAAAGAGCAGGGAAUCUCGAUAUGAUGGAAAUGGUUCGUAUCGCCAAGGCGAUCAAAACCUCCCUGGAAACCCAACUCACUGGGCUCGAAGCGACCGAAAGCAAAGGUACAAACGAACGCCAAAGGCAUUUGAAUGUUCUCACAGGGUAUGACGAGCAACAGUCAAAGACACGAGCUGCCCAGAGCUCCCUCGUCACCAAGAUCUGGGCGCACGGAGCGCUUAUCUACCUGUCUGUCGUUGUAUCCGGCUGGCAGCCAGCGAGUGUCGAUAUCCGCUACAACGUCGAAGGCAUACUCAAACUUGUCGAGAGCCCAGUUUUACCACGGGCUUUGCUGCGCACAAUGGUGUGGCCAUUCUGCGUCGCAGGCUGCCUCGCCGAGCCAGCGCAAGAGCGUCGUUUCAGAGCGAUCGUCGAGGAACUGCAGCCACUAAGAGUUUUUGGCACAGUCUGCAAGGCACUCGAAAUAAUGGAAAAGGUCUGGAGAGAUAGACAGGAUACGGGGCGCGAUCUGGCCACGUGCUUCAAAGGUCAUGGGGAUUUAGUGUUACUUGUUUGA
This is a messenger RNA of Fusarium falciforme, 1704 nucleotides long. RefSeq names its product Zn(2)-C6 fungal-type domain-containing protein. Gene Ontology annotation, cellular component: nucleus. Gene Ontology annotation, molecular function: zinc ion binding; transcription cis-regulatory region binding; DNA-binding transcription factor activity, RNA polymerase II-specific. Gene Ontology annotation, biological process: positive regulation of transcription by RNA polymerase II. Bases 1 to 1704 code for a protein of 567 amino acids. NCBI's taxonomy places the organism in Eukaryota, Fungi, Ascomycota, Sordariomycetes, Hypocreales, Nectriaceae. The transcript has a single exon. The record is from RefSeq and is a predicted model, not a curated record.